AUGGUGAGUUCGCCUGCCCCCGAUUCGAGCUCAAAGGAGGGGAGCCAAGGGCCUCGCCAGAAUGUGGUUGGGAAUCCACGAAGAGCCCCGAAGUCACGAGGAGGCUGUCUUCGAUGCAAGACAAAACGAUUGAAAUGUGAUGAAAUGAAGCCGGGCUGUUACCAAUGCGUGAAAAAGAACAUAGAGUGCCCAGGCUACAAGCCGAAGGCAUUGGUAUGGUCAACCAAGCAUGAGAAGCUGCUAUCGAAGGGUUCAAAUGAUUCGCUUCCACCUGAAUCGAGGACGCUGGCUCUCAACUUAGCAAAUUCUGUCUCGGGGCAUGAACAUAAUGAUUCGGGGAAAGAGCCGGCCGACGGAAGCAACACUGUUGUCGAAGGGGAACGAGAGCCAGGUGUUGAGAGCCCAUUGAGCAUGAACUAUCACCAGUCGCCCAUGGACGCUACUCGACGAGACUCGGGUACCUAUACAGACAGUCUCACAGCGAUUCGCCAGCAACUUCACCGCUCCACAGUCCCUGAAUUCUUACUUCAUCUACCAACCAUGCUAGUCGAGUAUUACUUCAGCUACGUGUGUCAGAUCUUCUCAUCGUUUGACGGCACACUCAAUCCUUUCCGGUCGACAGUCGGGCGAUUAUGGGAUGGGUCGGCUCCUAUUUACUAUGCUAUACAAAGCAUGGCAGCAGCUUAUCUCGCAAACCAUUUCCCACGGAUGUCUCCCGUCGGGAUACAGAUGCAACGGGAAACAUACAGGUCUCUUUACCGGGUUCCUCAAGGAGGCAGAGAUCCUUCCGAGAAUCUCGACAAGACUCUGUUGACAGUGCUUCUGGUUGGACAAACGACCGCAUGGCAUGACCCGAAAGAUUUGGGCCUGGUUCACUUGAAGACAGCGAAAAGAUUGAAUAGGCGCAGACUUGACCAGCAAGUAGGUGCUGUCGAUAACAGGGCACGGCGGCAAAACGACUUUUUCGAGCAGUGCAUCCUUUAUUGGGACAUGUUGGCUGGUUUCGUAGAGGACGAUAUCGACGAAUUUGGCUUUGGGGAAUUUGAUAUGGAGGGAUUGAAUACUUCAAUGACUCCGGGAAGUGAUAGUUCAACAUCAGGGAAUGAGGGAGGUCAAAUCUUUCCUCACCCUUGGACCGGCGUUGCACCAAAAGUCCAAAAAUUAUUCGCACAGGUGGGUCGACUUAUUCGAAACUACCGGAAGAUCAAAGCUCAAGAUGCUGCAUCAUCGCUGGAUUUCUUAUCACUGGAUCUCGGAUUGGAGAUGGAGUUCCCACAGGAUUCAAUAGCAACCAUCGAAACAACAGCAAAAGCACAGGCUUUGGAGGAAGAGCUUCUCUCAUUCGAAACUCCGUCAGUAUCAAGUCUAGUGGAUGCAGGUGACGAAAACACCCCAGUUCAGCAAUACAUCUACCUUGCUGAAGCCUAUCGUUGCGCGGGCCUCCUUGAAAUAUACCGCAUAUUUCCGUCCAUCCUCUUUAAACGGGUUCCCUUCACCGACAACACUUUCGCCUCCUCUUCCUCUGCCAACCAGAUCUCUCCUUUCCUCCCAAUCCCGACGACUCAACCACCAUCCGAUUUCCUCAUAUCUCUUGCUAUGCACACCAUCUCUCUUCUCGAGAAGCUCCCAUCCACCUCAGGAACCCGCUGUCUCCAACCAAUUGUCCUCAUCGCUGCUGCUAGCGAGCUUCAUUUUUCUCCUCCACCAAUCUCAAUCUCCGAUCCUCUAUCUCAAUUCACACCCGCGACAUCCAGCUCAAUAUCCAACAGCUUAACAAACAGAGAAGUUGAUAUCGCCAGUGCGAGGAGGUUUGUGACGACGAGGCUGCAGGAGUUCCAAUUUAGUUUGCCGGCGAAACCGAUUGUCAAGGCGGAGAUGUUGGUCAAGGAGACGUGGGAAAGGGCGGAUCUGGGUCAGGAGGUGUUUUGGAUGGAUGUUAUGGAUGAAAUGGGGUGGAAGACGAUCUUUGGAUGA
Hyaloscypha bicolor E is the source of this 1974-nucleotide messenger RNA. RefSeq lists its product as uncharacterized. Gene Ontology annotation, molecular function: transcription cis-regulatory region binding; DNA-binding transcription factor activity, RNA polymerase II-specific; zinc ion binding. The record is from RefSeq and is a predicted model, not a curated record. Bases 1 to 1974 code for a protein of 657 amino acids. NCBI's taxonomy places the organism in Eukaryota, Fungi, Ascomycota, Leotiomycetes, Helotiales, Hyaloscyphaceae. Gene Ontology annotation, cellular component: nucleus. Gene Ontology annotation, biological process: positive regulation of transcription by RNA polymerase II. The transcript has 2 exons.